This is a messenger RNA of Oryctolagus cuniculus (rabbit), 905 nucleotides long. It is a transcript of the gene HSPB3, whose product is annotated as heat shock protein family B (small) member 3. The record is from RefSeq and is a predicted model, not a curated record. NCBI's taxonomy places the organism in Eukaryota, Metazoa, Chordata, Mammalia, Lagomorpha, Leporidae. Gene Ontology annotation, cellular component: cytoplasm; nuclear speck.
UGCUUGAAGUCAGCAAGGCAGACACAUUUGCCAAGGAGAGCUGAGAAUGGAAGCACAGCCCUUGCCCGGGCAGCUUGUGCAGGCUGCCUUCUAAAUGCAACUGGGAAACAUGAUCUAUAAAUAGGCAUUCAUUGUCAGCGUGUGAGAAAAGACAAGAGUGCGUGCGUGGUCUGAUUCCGGCCUAAUUAAGUGGCUAGGAACGCAGAGCUGCCUGGACAGGGAUCCAGUCAGUAGGCGGCUACAAGGCUUGGCCACUGGCUCAGGCAGACCGAAGGCAAAACAGACUGAAAAGGAAGCUGUCUUUUUGCCUCGGUUAUGGCAAAAAUCAUUUUGAGGCACCUCAUAGAGACUCCAGUGCGGUACCAGGAGGAGUUUGAAGCUCGAGGGCUGGAGGACUGCAGGCUGGAUCAUGCUUUGUAUGCACUGCCGGGACCAAGCAUCGUGGACCUCAGAAAAGCCAGGGCAGCACAGUGCCCGGCCGCGGACUCAGCACCGGCAGAGCUGCCGCCCCAAGGAGGCAAAUCCCGCUUUCAGAUCCUGCUGGAUGUGGUCCAGUUCCUCCCCGAAGACAUCAUCAUCCAGACCUUCGAGGGCUGGCUGCUGGUUAAGGCUCAGCACGGAACCAGAAUGGAUGAGCACGGUUUUAUCUCCAGGAGCUUCACCCGGCAGUACAAACUGCCAGAUGGCGUUGAAACCAAAGAUUUGUCCGCCAUCCUCUGCCAUGAUGGGAUUUUGGUGGUGGAACUGAAGGAUCCAGCAGGGACCAAGUGAAGCCUUCGGUUCCGGUUCAUGUGACAUGAACAGAUUCCAGUCCAGCCAGUGGUACCAUGGGAGGUGCUUGUAUGGCCCACGUUUGCAGUGGCUUACUAGGAUUUUUAUGAAGAUUAAAAAAUAAUUACACAGUU